This is a messenger RNA of Paramacrobiotus metropolitanus, 1653 nucleotides long. RefSeq lists its product as uncharacterized. The record is from RefSeq and is a predicted model, not a curated record. NCBI's taxonomy places the organism in Eukaryota, Metazoa, Tardigrada, Eutardigrada, Parachela, Macrobiotidae. The transcript is spliced from 5 exons. The coding region runs from base 990 to 1631 and encodes 213 amino acids.
CGAAUCAGCACAUGCAUGACGCACGAUGCGGUAUGUUUGAAUUGUGCCUACUUGUGUACUACGUACGGAUCGAUCGAACACUACCACAACCGAAUAAUACUACUUGGCUGUGAUAGCACUGUAACUGACUGCACAAACACUCACUCAUGAGUUCAUAACUGCAGUACUUAAAUGAUUUCGGAAAAGUUAUCACUUACAUAUUUCUGACGCGCAAGACCCUGUAAAGUUACGCAGGUUUUAUCUGACGUAUUUUUCUGUGCCGCUACUGCUAUAAAAAUUUUGCGCUAUGGCCACAAUAAAGCCCCACAUUACCGUCAUUACGAGUAUUUGAUUCUUUGCAGUAAUUAUAAUCAACGCUGUCCUGUGCUGAAGAUCUGUUUCCAUUGUCGAGCACAGAAAUGCACUCACAAAACUUUAACUAAUGUGAAUAAUGCCUGUCUUGUAUACGCCUUGCUGGUGCUAAAUCUCGCAGGCAGGAUCUGUCAUGGAUACUCCCGAUUGAGAUGAUUUAUUUUCGUUACAUUCGAACUGUAUUAUUGCAUGUUCCGAAAAGAUUAUGAGUCGUUCAUUCAUUUGUUGAUUAUUUUUGGAGUUUGUGUUUUAUUGCACGUUCCAGAUUCCGCAUCGGUAACAUGCAACACGUGCCUCGACGACCCCCACGAGCCCACGAAAUGCCUGAGUGGCAGCGCCGAUACAGUGGAGAAGUGCUUCGACAACAUGACCACCUGCGUAGUCUUCGCGGGUUUCCGGAGAAAACCACCCGACAACACUUCAUUCCGUAAACGAUCUGCACGCCUCGCUUUUUCCCGACUAACUUUAACAAGUCGUUUCGUGUAGGGCCAGUGAUGUUCCGCCGCUGCCCAGAAUUCAGCUUCGUCCUACCGGAUUUCAAUAAUUUCAAUAUCGGACGGAAUCGCCUUCCGAGUAAACCCAGUUUCCUCUGCUUUCUUAUGGAUGAGUACUAGCAGGGAGUCGGCGAGGGCAUCAGCAUGGUGGAUCGGCGGUGCGUGUGCAACGAGGAUUAUUGCAAUAAUAAAACAUGGGACGAGAUCAUGACGGAGUUCACUUUGCCGAAAGACUUUGAGAGGAACAGAACAGCAGUACCAAUAAAAAAUCCCUUAGGCAACAACUCUUUAUCGCAUGUCGUGCAAGCACUGAAUCCCAGUCAAGCGCCGGACGGAAAUGGUUCGCAGCCAGUUGAAGGUAGCUUUGGUGUGACGGCGGUGACUAAGCCCAGUGGCAACGACAUGAACAGCGAUGCAGCCUCUGCAGGUUCAGCAACAAAAGGCGAAGGUUCAACGUACGUGACACUUUUUGGACGCGCUGGAUCCAGCACGGGAUUAAUUGUGGGAAUAGCGGCAGGAGUGGUGAUUCUGGCGGUCGUGGCUGGUGGAUUGUGGUACUGGUUUAAAGUGCGCAAGCGAAAAGAUAGCACAAGUGGCAAAAGUGGUAACAGUGCCCGUAGUGGCAGUACUGCCAAUAGUCAAGACACGGAUGCCAGCGAAGAAGAACAAUGUAAACGAGGCGAAGGUCAAGCUGAAACUCCGAACACCGCUGUUGUUGUGUGGCACAACACGGCUGUUUUUAAAUUUUUAAAAUUAUCUACCUUCACUGUUAUCUCUUUACGAUAAGUACAAUGGGUGGAUGUUAAGC